GACCCCCAUGCUGACACUUUGGGUGGGCCAAGGGAGGGGGAGGGGGGAGGGUACAACGCACACCACCUCCGGUGGAGCCACCUGCCGCUGCUGCACCCUUGCCAAGAUACACCCGUCACUGACCACCACUAGGCAUCUAGGGCAGCCCUUGGGCGACGACAUGUUGGAGGGCGCGAGAAGCUCCGUUGCUCUCGGUGGCAGCAGCGAGCGGACGAGAAGAGAAAGAGGCCAGGUUCAUUGGCGGAACCAUGGCUCGUCAAGCCUGGGCGGCUGCCUGGGCUCAGCUGGUGAACUCCACUGAAAUAGUAGAAGAGAGCAAGGAUUCAAACUUGGUGAUCCCCUACCCUUGGCGUGAUGGUCAGGUCUAAGUAAUCUGAAGAAAGGAAGCAACGAACCAAUCUGCAAGCUGCAACAUCUGAAGAAAGGAAGCAAUGAGCUAUUGUGUGCUGGGAUGCACACGUCAUAGGGUUAGACCUGUUUAGUCAUGUGGUGGUGGGGAGGGGAAUGGAGGUGGGAGCCUUUUCGGAGGCGUGAACUAUCCUUUCUUGCCUUCUAAAGGGUGGAAGUUCUUCGUUCAUUUUCUACAUGGAUUUCUCGUGCUUUGUUGGGCUCAACCUUAGCUUGUUGCUUUGCUGUGGUUCCAUGUGUCUGUCGGUCUAGUAACUUAGAUGACUGUAUGCUGUCAUUUCCUGAUUUAUUUGCAUGUGAAGGGUACAAAACGGAAAAAUGCUAAUGGGUACCGUUUUAGCCUACCAAUUGCCAUACUGGUAUGAAACAGUAAGUUUUUUCAUGUCUAAUGCCAAAAUAAUAUAGGUCUGAUAGAAGAUUCAAUAUUUGCCAGUGGCAUAUAGAAAGUUUCCCCCAAAAUAUUUUGUGCAAUCCACUCCCUUGUUUUUGGCUUUUAGGAUAUCAAGCUGCUGUCGAUUAGUUUCCUCUGAUCUGUGUUGAAAUACUAAACUAAGCUAACCAUGCCCAGGUGUUACGAGUACAUUGAGGAGAUUAUACAGAAGCAAGAGCCUAUUGAAACUGUACUUCGCCUUCUAGUGUUAUUUUCCCUUACAAAUGCUGGGUUACCCAAGAAGAAUUUUCACUACUUGAGGCGGGAAAUACUGCACAGUUAUGGCUUUGAGCACAUGCCCUUGUUAUACAAUCUGGAAAAAGCUGGCCUUGUUAAAAGGCAGGAAUCAAGGACUAAUUGGCCUGUUAUUAGCAGAGCUCUCCAGCUUAUAGUUGAUAUAAAGGAUCCUGAAAAGUAUUAACUGCAUAAACUUCAGACUUACUUUGGCUUCUCUUUCAAGUUUCACUUAUAAAACUUUAUGCUGAAUUAAUCUCCACAAAUUUUUCAUCUUUCAGAAGGUGUAGUUUAUUAAUGUAUUUUUUUGUUUAUUUUCAAAACUGGCUAAUUAUGUUCUUA
Triticum dicoccoides is the source of this 1414-nucleotide messenger RNA. Its product is annotated as vacuolar protein-sorting-associated protein 33 homolog. The transcript has 3 exons. NCBI's taxonomy places the organism in Eukaryota, Viridiplantae, Streptophyta, Magnoliopsida, Poales, Poaceae. Gene Ontology annotation, biological process: vesicle-mediated transport. The record is from RefSeq and is a predicted model, not a curated record. Bases 969 to 1259 code for a protein of 96 amino acids.